Messenger RNA from Rubroshorea leprosula, 2400 nucleotides. The record is from the annotation of a GenBank genome assembly. NCBI's taxonomy places the organism in Eukaryota, Viridiplantae, Streptophyta, Magnoliopsida, Malvales, Dipterocarpaceae.
UCUCUCCCCCAAAAUCGAUUGUUGGUGGCUACGGUUAUUUCUCUCACUUAUACCAAGUCCAUUCUAUCCCCCGUUUUCUCUCCACAAAUCUCUCUCUUACUCUCCCCGUUUCCUGCUCUAUCUGGAGUUGCAACCGUUGUUCUUUUGCUGCCCUCCUCUUCUUCUGUCCACCUAAUUCGCUUGAUCUCAGUCUCAGUCAACCUCUACUUGAUCUGGGAAGAGGUUGCUGUCUUGGGUUGGCUCCUGUUCAAGUGAUUUGAAGGUAUCCAAGAGUCUGCUUGGAGAGGGGGGAAUCAGGGGAUUAAGCAUAAUUAGGAUUUGAAUUUCCAUGGAUUUUUGAAGAUUUUCCAAUUGAUCCCAACUGAGGAGAGUAUUAUUUGUUGGACUGAUCUGCCCAUCAGGCGGUGAGCUGAAACGUUUCCCAGGGUUUUCACCAAAAAGUUCUGACGGAUCCGUCUACUGAAAACCGGGGUUGUGACUGUGUGGGUGGUCUGGAGUGCCUAUUAAACAUUGUCAGGGCCCUCAGAAUGGGGUCCUGCUUAUCUGCAGAAAGCAGGAGCCCUCGAGCUGGUUCUUCAUCUUCUCCUUCUCUGGGGAUCAAGAAGAGGAGGAACCCCAAUAGGAAAAUGGGGUCGCGGGGUUCUUUUGACUACUGGAGGGAUGAGCGAUUGUACAGGAUUCCGGGGAGGUUGUUUCUGAAUGGGUCUAGUGACAUUGCUUCACUUUUUACCCAACAAGGCAAGAAAGGAGCCAACCAGGAUGCCAUGAUUGUUUGGGAGGAUUGGAUCCUUGAUUCUUCACAAUUCUUGCCAAAGACCAGGACAUCGAUCAUGAACUUUAUCCACUCCAUUUCAAAUCAUAUCCUUUACUCUACUUUUCAGAAUUUUGGCUCAAGAACAGAUACGAUUUUCUGUGGUGUUUUUGAUGGCCAUGGGCCCUUAGGUCACAUGGUUGCAAAGAGAGUGAGAGAUUCGCUUCCCUUAAAGCUGAGUGCACAGUGGGAAGUCAAUGUAAGCAGUGAGAUCAAUCUGAAUAAUGCAGGAACCAUAAACUCUGAAGAUUCUCCUAUUAUAUCAGCUGAUGAGGAAUCUAGGGCAUCUGUUGAUCUUGAGGAUACUGAAAAGCCCCCUGAGAUUUUUCAGACACUGAAAGAGUCUUUUCUGAAGGCUUUCAGAGUGAUGGACAGGGAGCUCAGAGUGCAUGCAAACAUUGAUUGUUUCUGUAGUGGGACAACAGCUGUGACUUUGAUCAAGCAUGGUCAAUAUCUUGUCAUUGGAAAUGUUGGGGACUCCAGAGCUGUAAUGGGUACAAGGGAUGAAGACAAUUCCCUUAUUGCAGUUCAAUUGACUGUUGAUCUGAAACCAAACCUUCCAGCGGAAGCAGAAAGAAUCCGGAGAUGUAGAGGUCGGGUGUUUGCUCUUCAGGAUGAACCCGAGGUUGCCCGAGUUUGGCUUCCAAACACUGACUCACCUGGUCUUGCUAUGGCACGAGCUUUUGGAGAUUUUUGUCUGAAAGAUUUUGGCCUGAUUUCAGUGCCUGAAAUAUCUUAUCGACAGCUGACAGACAAGGAUGAAUUUGUUGUCUUGGCUACAGAUGGAAUUUGGGAUGUUCUCUCAAACAAGGAAGUAGUAGACAUUGUAGCUGCAGCACCAGCACGAUCCUCAGCAGCUCGAGCCUUGGUGGAGUCAGCAAUUAGAGCUUGGAGAUACAAGUACCCAACUUCAAAAAUUGACGACUGUGCUGUCGUCUGCCUCUUCCUGGAUUCUGAGUUGAUCAAUGUAUCCACUGCUUCCAAUUCCAAGCCUAACUUAGACCAAGUCGAGAAUGGCUUGACUGGUCCAAUCAGUCUGGACCGCUCAGGAACCAUCCGAACUGAUAAGGAAAUGCCUGCAGAAGAAACUGAAGAUUCCAGAAAUCAGGAAGAAUUCAACUCAGAAUUAGGAACCGACUGGUCCGCCCUCGAAGGAGUUUCCCGUGUCAAUACCCUCUUAAAUCUGCCUAGGUUUGUGCCAGGAAAAACUGGAUAACAAGGCUGCUGGCAGUGACCAAGGCAAGAAACUUGGUUACUAUUUUACAUCUUACUUUUGUUGUUUCCAUCAUCUCUUAUAUAUUUCUUUUGGUUAAUGUUAAAUUUGGACCGGAGAGGUGGCCCCGGCUGUAUUAGUGUGUCUGGGAAAAUUGUCCUUUCUCUCUAGUGUGGGUAGAAUUGGAGUUUUUGUAAAAUCCAGCUCUCCUGUCUAUUUCUCUUAUUUUUGCUUUUUUUGAAAAUUCCAGGUGUGAUUUAUUGGGUAAUUGUAUGUUAAUAAUUUUGUGACAAUGAAAUGAAAUGAUCUUCUGUUGAGAUGAAGAUGAGGGUUUAUUUUCUCUUUAAUAAUGUUCGAAUAUAAAUCUGAAACAUUU